UUCAAAUCCAGGACUUCUCCCGUGAGAAAGUGGGCGUUAACAAUGCUUCGCUCACAUAUGGAAAAAUGCGAUGCGGCCAGGGCGCAGUUAGAUGAAUGGUAUGAACAUAGAACAAAGGUUGAGGCGGAGCUGUCCAAGUUAGCAUGGCAGUUCGAUAAUUGGGGACUAGAUUCUCGGAUGGAAUCACUUGCGCUGCAGUCGGUGGAAUCGCGUGGUGCCCCAGCCGGUGCAAUAGUUGGAGUUUGCGAUGGUCCUGGAGUGGCAAAUGGUCAAGUUCCUGGCGAAGCAACAGCUACACAGUCCAAGAAGGCUGGAGUCGCUGUAAAUGAAGACAUCAAGAGACGCAUGGACAUCGUUUUGGGACUUAUAGAGCAUGAUAGGAUCCUAACAGACAAGCUUUUCAAAUCCAUCAUAGCACUCCAGACAAACGAAACAGUUCUUGCGUUUAAAAUCCAGUGUGUUUUUGGUGGAGGAUGUGAUUUCAUGUCGGCGGGACUUGGUACCAGCGGCAACAUGAUGGACGAUAUGAUUCGUCUCGCUCAAAAAAUAAAGUUACCCAUCAUCAUGGAUAUCGUGUCUGCGCUGACAUUUGAUUUACCCUGGGAUCUUGCCGGAGUUGUCAAGGGUAUUAAGGAUCUUGCUGUCGAAGAUUUCCGUACUCAUUCCGAAGCUGCCAUCCAUUUUCACAUAUAUGUCAACUGCGCGAAAAAACAACGUGAGGGAGUGCGUUCCUUGAUGCUGGAAUAUUUGGCGAAUUAA
Molecule: messenger RNA, 759 nt
Organism: Cylicocyclus nassatus
Lineage: Eukaryota; Metazoa; Nematoda; Chromadorea; Rhabditida; Strongylidae
Source: the annotation of a GenBank genome assembly